AUGGCAUCUGAACCGAAAGUGUUCGAGUUAUCUUCUGUCUCGAUACAACAUUCUACAAACAAUGUCACACCGACUUCAAAUCCGCAGAUAAAAAAAGAAAAUUACUUGGAUGAAGUUUGUGUAAAUAAAUUAAACUUCAUUAAAGAAGAUUCACUAUUAAAUGAUAAACUUGCAACAUUUAAUUGUAUCUUUCAAUCACAUUAUGCAGUACUAAAUGCUAGUGUACCAAUUAUUAAUGAUGAUAAAAUGCCAUAUUUAACAUUUCGAACUCUAUUUAUGGGUUUAUUGUUGACUAUAGUUGUAUCAGUAUUGAGUGCCACGUUUUCAUUUAGACGGUAUCCACUCAAUACUGAUGUUGUCAUUUUUCAAUUAAUAACAAUGCCACUUGGCCAGCUGAUGGCUCGUUUAUUACCUCAGAAAACAUUUCAACUUUAUAAAUGGAAAUUUUCACUUAAUAACGGUCCAUUCAAUAUCAAAGAACAUUCAUUAAUAACAGCUAUGCUUAUAGCCAAUGCCGAUACGGCAUACGCCAUUUAUCAAAUAACAGCGUUACAAAUAUUCUACGGAGAACCGAUUUCGUUUGCUGCUGGAUUAUUUCUUGUUAUUUCGAGCAGAAUGAUAGGAUUUGGUAUGGCAGGCUUAUUGAGACGUUAUCUAGUAUGGCCAGCGGGAAUGAUAUUUCCAUCUAUCAUUCUCAAGUGUGCGACAUUUCGAAUGUUGCAUGAAGACAAGAAUGAUGACGAUUUGCAACUUUCAACGUGGAAAAUGGGACGAUUUCGGUUUUUCUUCAUUGUAUUUAUUGUUCAGUUUGUUUACUACUGGCUACCGGGCUAUUUCAUGCCCAUACUGACAUCAUUUUCACUAAUAUGUUUUAUGGAUCAGAAUAAUAUUGUACUUGGCCAAUUAACCGGAUUCUACGGUUUGGGUAUUGGAGCGCUGCAGUUUGAUUGGCAAUCUGUAACGGCAUUUUUACAAUCACCAAUUCUGUACCCGUGGUGGGCUUUACUCAAUAUUCUUAUUGGUUUCAUUGGUAUAUACUGGAUAAUUGUUCCGAUAUUGUAUUAUACGAAUGAGAAUGCAAAACUAUUACCUAUAUUUUCGGGCAACUCAUAUACUAGAGAUGGUAGCCCAUACAACUAUUCACUAAUCACCGAUAACAAUUUGAAUCUAAACCAAACAGCUUAUGAGCAAUAUGGUGAUGCUGUGUUGACACCAACAUUUGAAGUAACGUUUUGUAUCCAGGUUGCAGUUAUAACAGCAAUUAUUGUUCAUACUAUCUUGUAUCACGGUAAGUUUAUCUUAAAGCAAUUCAAUAUGUCAGUUUUUCAAGCAACAAAUGAUGUCCACAGCAUAUUAAUGGCAAAACUGGCAAAAGAAGUCCCCGAGUAUUGGUAUACAUUCUUAUUCCUGAGCUUAUUUAUUUGUGCUGCACUAGUGUGUGAACUAGCAGCAUUGAUGCCAUGGUAUUAUCUGUUUCUAAUUAUAUCAGUUGAUUUCAUUCUCUUACUGCCUAGUGGCAUCAUAAAAGCUAUAACAAAUCAAGAUAUAGAUUUAGAUUUGUUAAUGUCACUUUUGGGCGGACUUGUAUUGAAAGGCAACGCUGUAGCCAAUAUGACAUUUCGAACAUACGGUUACACAACUCAACGUCGUUCAUUAACAUUUAUAUCUUGUUUGAAACUGGGUCAUUAUAUGAAAAUUCCUCCACGUGUUAUGUUUACUAUGUUGGUUGUUAGUACUUUAAUUGGUUCCAUACUAAGUUACGUAGCAGCGUAUAUUAUUAUAACAUAUCUUAAGGAUCUUUGUUCCAAUCACAAUUGGUUGUGUCCGAAAGUGCGUGUGUUCAAAGAAAUAUCUCACUAUUUGGGCACUAUAGGCACAGCUAAUUUCCUUCAUGCACACUCAAUUACACUGUAUUUCUUUCUGAUCGGAGCACUAUGUCCGAUCCCAGUGUGGCUAUUACAUAAAAGAUUUCCUAAAGUUCGAUGGUUGAAAUAUGUGCAUUUUCCAGUUAUGCUCGCAUCGUUAUCACAAAUACCGCCUAUACAUACAGCUACGUAUCCAACGUGGAUAUUUAUCGGUUUUAUAUUUAAUUAUGUUAUACUAAAGCGUGCUCCUGACUGGUGGAUUAAAUAUGCUUAUAUAUUUUCAGCAGCAAUGAGCGCUGGUGUUGGUGCGGCGCUUAUUUUCGUUGCAUUUCUCCCGGAAUUUCCAGUGUACUGGUGGGGGAAUGCUCAAAACGAAGUCGACGGCGAUAGGUGUAAAUAUUCAACCGCUAAUUAUUAUGGAACUAUAAGUGAUUUAACGCUUUUCGAGAACAAAUGA
Didymodactylos carnosus is the source of this 2322-nucleotide messenger RNA. Lineage: Eukaryota; Metazoa; Rotifera; Eurotatoria; Philodinida; Philodinidae. The record is from the annotation of a GenBank genome assembly.